This is a messenger RNA of Danaus chrysippus (African queen), 1893 nucleotides long. Lineage: Eukaryota; Metazoa; Arthropoda; Insecta; Lepidoptera; Nymphalidae. The record is from the annotation of a GenBank genome assembly.
AUGGAUAGUUUUCCUCCCGAGCAUAUGAUGUGCGAUCCCUGGCAGGGGACGGAAGAUUUAGAGAAUAUUUUCUCAUUGGAUCAGAGCUCUUUGGAUUUCUUGGAGAAUGCUUUGCCGGACUUCAAUUUAACAACAGACAAUGCGCAACCGGAAGGACUUAGUAGCUCAUGUUCUGAUAGCGGGCUAUCUAGCGACCAUGCUGAACUCGACUUCGAGCAGCAGUUGUCGCCGAACCUCAUCCAGAAUACCGAUUAUGAGGAUCUACCAACAACUAUUCUAGAGCCGCUGAGUCCUUGUAAUACGAGUGACGUCAUCAUUCAGGAAAACGAGACGUUGGAUAUGCUCGACUUCGAGCAGAACGUCGUCCCUGGAUUCAUUAAUACAACAUUCCAGAGCCCUGGUAAAGGCGGUAGAAAACGUCGUUUCUCCUCAACCCAAACAGUCGUGCAACCUAAGGUUCAGAAACAGACGAUAAAGCUGCCAGCGCCAACAAACACCAAUAAACCACAGCUGGUUGUGAAGGCGCAACCACAGAAACCAUUAAAAGUAACCAACAUUCAAGUCAUAAACCCUCAAACUAAGGUUUACUCUAAACCAGUUGAAAGCGUCGCGCCACAACGCAGAGUGAUCCGCGUAGCUCCUAUGGCGGGCAACCCUAGAUCUAUAUUACUACCAGUAACAUUCAAAGAUAUGAAGGAUUUGAAAUCAAUCAAAAUAAUAAAUGCUUCGGAUUUGAAGAACUCGCCGAAUAUAAAGUUAGCUGCUGCCAAUCUACUGUCGCAGAGCAAACUGCAGGAUCUCAAGAUAGAAACACGUAAUGAUGAUUACGAACACAACGCUAAAUACGACGACUCGGCCAGCGAUCACAGUGACGACGACGAUGAGAAAGAGACGCAAAUAAAUGACGGUAGGAACGGAUAUCCCCGUCUCGUUCUAACAGCCGAAGAGCGCCGACUACUGGCGAAGGAGGGCAUCCAACUACCGAACAGUUACCCGCUAACGAAACAUGAGGAACGGGAGCUAAAAAGGAUCAGGCGCAAGAUACGAAAUAAGAUAUCGGCACAGGAUUCAAGGAAAAGGAAGAAGGAAUACGUUGAUGGACUCGAAGACAGGGUAAAACAAUGCACAGCCGAAAAUCAGACGUUGCUGAGAAGAAUAAAGAUGCUGCAGUCGCAGAAUCAAUCACUCAGUCAGCAAUUGAAGAGAUUACAGAGCGUAUUGACCGGUGCGUCUUCAUCGGGUCGUGCCCAGCCGGCCACGUGUCUGCUAGUGUUGUUGCUAUCCGUUGCCUUAGUAGCUCUACCGUCCGUUAGAGACGAGGUCCGCCGACGACCAGCGACCACCAGCAGUAGUGCUACUACCACACCACCCUCACCGGCCAUCACACGGGCACUGCUGUCAGCUACACACAAAAUGGUGUUCGAUGAAACAGUAAUAGAUGACGGAGAAUUCAAUAUGGAUGAACUAAUUACCUUCAACAAGGCUCAUUCAGACCAUGACUACCAAGUUGUGAAGAAUAAUGAUAGGCGAACGAACAACGGAUACAUAGACCUACCCAUAGAUGAAGAUUGGCCGCCCAAGAAGAAAAGAAUGAAAAAAAUAGAAUUUGAUUACGAAGAUGGAAAAGAUUAUAUUCCUAUAGUCAAAGAUGAGAACUAUGAGAAUAUACAAAAGACCAGUAAUUCUAUGGACAAGGAUAUAAAAAUGGAUAACUAUCUGACGAACACUUUAUUGACCACUGGAAGGAAAUUAGGUGAACUCUUGGAUAUAUUCCCUCCCAUACCAGUCAAGAACGAAGAUAUACUGGUUGAAGAAAUUACCGACUUCGACGAAAGACAUAAUGUCACCGAAGUCAAGAAUUUCGUAGUUAAUGGGACCGUUAAUGAAUACUAG